AUACAAGCUCAGUUUCUUGUUAUUAAGACGAUCGCCGUCCACAAUAGGGCUCAAAAUAAGAGUCUGAGACUGAGACUAAGGAACAGAAUAGUUCAUGCCCAUUUACUUGAUUUCCGGAGAAGAUCUAGCGAAAUCGCCUUGUUCGUCUCUAGUUUCCGGACUCUAAUGGAUAGAAUCAGUCACUUACCUGACGAAACCAUAUUGAAGAUAUUGUCGUUUCUUCGGACGAAAGAUGUUAUGCAAACUAUGCUUUUGUCUAAACGCUGGAAACCUCUCUGGACGAUGGUACCAAGACUUGAGUUUGAUGAAAGCACUCACUUCCCUGAUCCUAUGUAUUUGCAUUGGGGAGCUCCAGACCCUGAUUAUGGAAUAUUUUGGCGGUUUGUGGACAGAUCGUUGAUGUCACGCGAAGGUCAAGUUCUACAAAGUAUGCAUCUCAGAUUAAAUCGAAAUUUCACACAUGGAGAUAUUGAGAUUUGUGUUGGAACCGCGGUGAAACGUGGUCUAAUUGAGCUGAAACUCGAAUACGGUUCGAGUUAUUACGGGCGUAAUUUUCUUCCAAAAAGUUUAUACACUUGUGCAACACUUGUGGUCCUGAAACUCGAAAACUGUAUAUUGGAUGUUCCCGAUCUCGUUUGUCUAAGGUCUUUGAAAACACUCUCUCUCAAAUCUAUGGAUUACUCUAAGGCGGCCAAUGCUCUCGUUAGACUUUUACAUGAUUGUCCUGUUCUUGAAGACUUGUUCCUGCAUCAAACACUCUAUCCUACCGAUGAGUCGGGUUUCAAGAUUGUAGUGCCUUCUUUGAAGAGAUUAUCCUUGGUUUCCAAAUCUCAAGCUUAUGGAAUCACUGGACUUGUGAUAGAUGCUCCUUCUUUGAAAUACAUGCACAUUGUAGAUCGUUCAGGUAGCCUUUCAUUUAGCGAAAGUAUUAACACCAAUGAGGUGGUUAAGGCCAAUAUUGAUGUUAUUCUCAAGUGUCCCGAGAAGCUUCUGCAUUCUCUUGCUUCAGCAGCGCAUAUCCGCUUAUGUUUAUCAGCUUCAGAGGUUGUGUAUCCAGAUGGUAGUUGCUUCCAUAGACUAAAACAUUUGGAGGUAUGUACAUGCAAAUCAGAGUGGCUGGAUCUAUUUAUGCAUCUGCUCCAAGAUUCGCCAAGCUUAAAGGUUAUCAAGAUUAACCAGUGUCAUCCUGCUACGAAUCCCCGGCCUCAGUGGAAUCAACCGGUCUCUGUUCCAAGAUGUUUGUCCUCAAACCUUGAAACUUUUGAGUGGAUAAAGUACGAAGGAACACAAGACGAGAAAGAGCUUUCGACAUAUAUCUUGAAAACUGCAGCUUGUUUAAAGAAGGCGAGUUUCACCGCUAAAUCCAAUGAUCUCAAGGAGAAACUGCAGAUGCUUCAGGAGUUGGCUUUGUCACGAAGGGUUUUAACCACUUGUGAGCUCGUGUUCAACUGAAAGCGCAUGCUGAUCACUCUUACACCAAAUCUGUUCAGAUUCUUUCUCAACAAGUCGUGUUCUCGUCUUCUUUUGACUAAAUUUAUCUGCACUAAUUUAUGUUAUUCUAGUCUUUAUAAGUCACAGCUAGUGUGUGCAAGACUGCUGCAACUUCUUUUUUCUUCUCCCUUUCUCUUUUGGAGUUUUGUGCAGAGUUCAUGGGUCGUUACUUUAUGG
This is a messenger RNA of Eutrema salsugineum, 1668 nucleotides long. RefSeq names its product FBD-associated F-box protein At5g56380. Lineage: Eukaryota; Viridiplantae; Streptophyta; Magnoliopsida; Brassicales; Brassicaceae. The transcript has 5 exons. Bases 166 to 1452 code for a protein of 428 amino acids. The record is from RefSeq and is a predicted model, not a curated record. Gene Ontology annotation, molecular function: protein binding.